Haliotis rufescens (red abalone) is the source of this 1229-nucleotide messenger RNA. RefSeq lists its product as uncharacterized. The record is from RefSeq and is a predicted model, not a curated record. Lineage: Eukaryota; Metazoa; Mollusca; Gastropoda; Lepetellida; Haliotidae. The transcript is spliced from 3 exons. The coding region runs from base 128 to 835 and encodes 235 amino acids.
GGUUUGAAAAUGGACUUUGCUCGUAUCCCCACAUGAGAAGUGGAAAAUAGGAAUUGGUGGUCAUGACCAUUUUCCCACCCUUAUAACUGAGCAAUAUACGAACAAACCCAGCGCAAAUGAAUAGAAGAUGGCGAGCGAACAUCCAUCGACACUGAAAGACAGCCCGCCCGAUCAAACUGACAAUAGUCGGAAUUCUAGAAAAUCAGAAAAGCCUGCAAGUGCUAGCAGUAGCAGCGGUGAUUUCACUGACGGAGUUGGCGGAAACCUAACAACCCACGAAGCUGAAUCAGGCUUUGAAUCUGCAAAAAAGGAUAUAAGCACCAAAGAUUCAAGGAGAGACAGCGUGGCGGACAUCGAGAGAAAGUUGAGAUAUCUGAAGUUUCAAGACUAUGAGUUUGAUAAUGACGAUCAGUUCCAGUCGGGAUGGAAGACACUGUCAAGUGUUGUGCCAUCGGUUGAGCGAGACAAACACUACCUCAGAGCAAAACUUUUCUAUUAUUCGAAGCACAUUGAAGCUGUCGACAUUGAGGAAUACAUGAAGUGGAAAGAAAACCCUUUAAACCAGACUGAAGUAAAAGCUAAGACAGGUGUGGCAACACCACAGGUCCAGCAGUUGGAGGAUAAGGGAGGCAACUCCUGCAGCCCUGCUGCCAACACUGAGGACUCAGACAAGAACACUGUCUCUGAAUCAGGAACACUGACGUUCAGCGAAGUGAUUGACUUUAUCCAGAGUGGGAAGACAAUCCCAGGCCUUAAGACAGUGGACGUGAAGCCCACAGAUGCAGAUCCUUCACCAUCUGUCAUGGGCAGGAAACCCAAACCAUGGGAGAGGUGAUAAAUGUGACAAUCAUGGUGAUGUACGAUGUGAAUGAAUGACUUGGAGAUUUGAUUUGGGGAUUGACAGAAGAGGAAUAAAAUAUUUGCUCAAACUGUAUAUUAACACCAUGCUUAGCAAUAUUCGCGCUAUAUGACAGUGGUCUGUAAAUAAUCGAAUGUUGACCAGCCAGUUCAGUGAUUGACAUGAUGAGCAUCGAUCUAUACAAUUGGGACAUCAUAACAUGUAUCAACCAAGUCAGCGAACUUGACCACCCAAUUCCAUUUAUCACCUUUUACCACAGACAAUCAGGGGUUCCUGAAGACCGGUUCUGACCCAGAUCUUCAUGGGUCUAAACUGUAGACAAAAUAAACAUUUUUUUAGUUAGUCUCAGGAAUAAAAGAAAUAUGAUGAA